Messenger RNA from Epithele typhae, 621 nucleotides. Its product is annotated as endoglucanase V-like protein. Lineage: Eukaryota; Fungi; Basidiomycota; Agaricomycetes; Polyporales; Epitheliaceae. The record is from RefSeq and is a predicted model, not a curated record. Bases 1 to 621 code for a protein of 206 amino acids. The transcript has 4 exons.
AUGGCGCGCACGCUCUUCGCUUUCUUCCAGCUCGCUGCAGUCGCUACCCUCGCGAGCGGCCUCGUGACAGCCGACAAGCGCGCGACGGGCGGGUACGUCCAGCCCGCGUCGGGCACCGCGUCGUUCACGCACUACUCCGGGUGCUCGCAGCCUGCGUGCGGUAUCGCCGCCUCGGGCUACACCGCUGCGAUCUCGCAGCUCUCGUUCGGCGGUGUACCCGGCUUGGGUCCCGGUGACGCGUGCGGCCGCUGCUUCGCGCUCACAGGGACCUCCGACCCAUACUCGCCCGCUUACACUGGUCCGUUCGGGCAGUCGAUCGUCGUAAAGGUGACGGACCUCUGUCCGGUGCAGGGCAACCAGGAGUGGUGCGGGCAGUCGAGGAGCAACCCGAACAACCAACACAACGAGCCAGUGCACUUCGAUAUCUGCGACGAUACGGGCGGGUCCGCGAAGUUCUUCCCUUCGGGCCACGGGGCGCUCACCGGGAAGUUCACGGAGGUCUCGUGCAGCCAGUGGUCUGGCUCUGAUGGGUCGCCGCUGUGGAAUGGCGCGUGCAUCAAAGGCGAGUCGGCGGGGCUCUGGCCCGCGGUCGGCUGCGGCAACCAAGGCACCGCGCCCUGA